GAGGAUGAAAAGAGAAUGCUUGAUUGAAUAGGUAAAUACACAGAAUUUAUUUUUUUAAUUUUGAGAAAAAGAAUAUUCUGGUAGAACUUUUCUGGAAUAACAUAAUUCAUUUAUAGAAUCGGCUAAGAAUUUCUCCUUGCUGAAGCAUUCAAUGAAUUUUUAAUAAGUUCUGAACACUCAAAUCAUCUGGGGUCAAACAAACUGCUCUAAUCAGAUGAAAAAAAAUCAAAGUUCAUUUUUCAGUUGCUCUCAUUUUUGUUAUAACUGAAUAUUAUAAUGUUGCUGGUCACCAAUUACUUCAAAAGAAUAGCUGGAGAUAUACUGGAAUUUUUAAAAUAUGAAAAAACUGCAAAAAAAUGAGGCACUGUGGGAAAAGAAUGCACAUUACUAAUGGGCAGAAGACAUUUCAAAUAGAGAAGCUUCCUACCUGGUGAGACUUUCCUACUGUAUUCAUAUAGAACUCCAACAGAUGAGCUUCAAACAGUUUCCAGGUCACAUCCAAGAAGCUAAGAAUGAAUGACGUAUGGAAGUCACCUGUCAAGAACCUCAGAACCUGAUAUAAAUUCCAAUCAGAAUGGAAGAGGAUCCUUACCCCAAUGAAACCAUUGCCAACAGCACUCCAGUAAGUCACCACCCCAUGUCAAGACACAGUUUAUGGGAAGUCAUCACCAUAGCAACAGUGACAGCCAUAGUGAGCUUGGGUACCAUUGUAGGCAACAUUUUGGUCAUGCUAUCUUUCAAAGUCAAUAGCCAGCUCAAGACAGUCAACAAUUAUUACCUGCUCAGCUUGGCCUUUGCUGACUUGAUCAUUGGGAUCUUUUCUAUGAACCUCUACACCACCUAUAUCCUCAUGGGGCGCUGGGCUCUGGGAAGCCUGGCCUGUGACCUGUGGCUUGCCCUGGACUACGUGGCCAGCAACGCUUCGGUCAUGAACCUCCUGGUGAUCAGCUUUGACCGCUACUUCUCGAUUACCAGGCCUCUGACCUACAGGGCCAAGCGCACCCCCAAGCGGGCAGGGAUCAUGAUUGGUCUGGCCUGGUUGAUCUCAUUUAUUUUGUGGGCCCCAGCUAUCCUCUGCUGGCAGUAUUUGGUUGGGGAGAGAACCGUCCCCCCUGGGGAGUGCCAAAUCCAGUUCCUCUCAGAACCCACCAUCACCUUUGGCACUGCCAUCGCUGCCUUCUACAUCCCAGUGUCCGUCAUGACCAUACUCUACUGCCGCAUCUACCGGGAAACCGAGAAGCGUACCAAGGAUCUGGCCGAGCUCCAGGGUUCUGUUUCUGUGGCUGAGUUUGAGAGCAACAAGUCUCCACCAAAAGCCCUGCUUAAGUCCUGCUUCAGCUGCCAGCAGCCGACCGUGACCAAGAAGGAAAGAUGCCCAGCUUCCUGGUCGUCCUCGAGCAGGAGCACCUCGGCCGCAGGAAGGCCUUCUCAGCCCGCCAGUACCAACGGCGACUGGGCCAGAGAAGAGCAGCUCACCACUUGUAGCAGUUAUGCUUCCUCAGAAGAUGAAGACAAGCCAGUCGCUGAGCCAGGCUCCCCAGCAGCCUAUAGGAGCCAGGCCAAAAAAAGCCCGGAGGAGGAAUUCAGUGCUGAAGAGACCAAGAAAGCUUUGGUGAGAGAAAAUCCCGUGAACGAUAACUACGAGACAAAGAAAUAUGUCUCGCCCCCAAUCCCCAUCCGGGGCCCCAAGAGUCAAAAAUGUGUGGCGUACAAAUUCCGGUUGAUAGUAAAGGCUGAUGGGAGUCAGGAGACCCACAAUGGCUGUCAUAAGGUGAAAAUUAUACCUUGUUCAGUCCCUGUAUCCAAGGAACCUUCCACAAAAGGCAUGGAUUCCAGUCUCAGCAGCCAAAUGACCAAGAGAAAGAGGAUGGUCCUGGUGAAGGAGAGGAAAGCAGCCCAGACGCUGAGUGCCAUCCUCCUGGCUUUCAUCAUCACAUGGACCCCCUAUAACAUCAUGGUGCUGGUGUCUACCUUCUGUAGCAAGUGUAUCCCUGUCACCCUGUGGCACCUGGGCUACUGGCUAUGCUAUGUGAACAGCACUGUCAACCCCAUCUGCUAUGCCCUCUGUAAUAAAACUUUCAGGAAGACCUUUAAGAUGCUGCUCCUAUGUCGGUGGAAAAAAAGAAAGGUGGAUGAGAAGCUCUGUUGGCAAGGGAACAGCAAACUGCCAUGAAGUGGCAGCUCCCCUCAUGGCAGCUAUUGCAGACAGGGCUUCCUAGAAUGGGCGGGCCUGCAGCAUUUGCUUUCUUUCACUUCAAAAAUAAAACUGUCACUUUAUGUUCCUGAGAACUAACUAAAAGAGAAGAAAGGCCCCAGAGACAUCGGCCUUGACACUGGAAUGCCAGCAGCCGCAGGAACUCUUUAUGGAUCACUUUUUGGCCAGCGAGAAGGCUGACCUAGGCCAUUGUCAGAUGGGCCAUUGAUGUGAGUAGUCACUUGGAAGAGAAGGAACCCCUUGUGAUAUGUACCAUUGAUUUGAGGGGCACCCAUCGAGCCAAAAUGACUA
This is a messenger RNA of Antechinus flavipes (yellow-footed antechinus), 2506 nucleotides long. It is a transcript of the gene CHRM5, whose product is annotated as cholinergic receptor muscarinic 5. Lineage: Eukaryota; Metazoa; Chordata; Mammalia; Dasyuromorphia; Dasyuridae. Gene Ontology annotation, molecular function: G protein-coupled serotonin receptor activity; G protein-coupled acetylcholine receptor activity. The transcript is spliced from 2 exons. The coding region runs from base 575 to 2173 and encodes 532 amino acids. Gene Ontology annotation, cellular component: dendrite; synapse; plasma membrane. The record is from RefSeq and is a predicted model, not a curated record. Gene Ontology annotation, biological process: gastric acid secretion; adenylate cyclase-inhibiting G protein-coupled acetylcholine receptor signaling pathway; chemical synaptic transmission.